UUGAGGACAUAUUUGGUUUACUAAUUAAGGUUAAACGACACCCCGUUCAUCUCCCAACGUGAAAGGAUCAUAGAAAAUUCAUUCACCAGAACUGGAAAUUAUCAGUAUACAGACUGACUGACUGGUCGUCGUCUUUCUCUUCUUCUGCAAUAGGGUUUAGGGUUUUCAAAUUCCCAAAUCAGUGACUUCUGAACACCGUCGUUUCAAAAUCAUACACCAAUGGGGACCGAACUGGUGGUCACUACGGACCGGGUCCAGAAGUUCUUCGACGACCUAGAGGCGCAAAAGGCCAUUCUCUCCACAUCCACGAAGCUAUUCACAACCCUAUCCAAACACUUCAAUUCCCUCGAAGACUCCCUUUCCCAGAAAUCCCAAUCCCUAGAAUCCAAAAUCCAAUCCCUCGAAUCCCGUUCCCGCGAAACCUUAGAAUCCCUCGACCUCCGGGAGACCUCCAUCCCGGAGCGCGAGUCCGCUGCCGCCGCCCGAAUCGAGGAGCAGAAAGCUGCGGCCUUGGCCGAGUUCGAGAAAAGCAUUUCCGGGAAUUUGGAUUUGCCCGAAACCCUGAAAUCGUUUUCCAGGAAAAUGGAUCCGCAGGGAUUGCUGAAAUUCAUCGUUUCCAAGCGAAAAGAGUCGAUAUCGCUUAGGACCGAGCUUGUACAGGCAAUAGCCGAGGCGGUGGACCCACCAAAGCUGGUACUUGAUGCAUUGGAAGGGUUUUUGGAUUCUAAAGCCAAGAAAAUUGGGGUUACCGAUAAGAGGUGGGCGUGCGGGCUGUUGGUUCAGGCUCUGUUUCCGGAGGGUAGGUCCAAUUCCGGCGAGAAGGGGCCGGAAUUUUCCCGGAGCAUGGUGGAGAGAGCAGCGCGGAUUGCGGACACGUGGAAGGCGCAGAUGGUGGGGGAUUCGAACGGUGGAGGCGGGACAUUAGGGGCAGCGGAGGCCGUGAUGUUUGUGCAAAUGGUGAUUGGGUUUGGAUUAAAAGAAAAGUUCAGUGAGGAGUUCUUUAGGAAGUUGGUAAUGGAACAUGCGGCGAGGAGGGAUAUGGCAAAGCUCGCAGGGGCAUUAGAAUUUGGAGAGAAAAUGGGAGAUGUGAUUGAUGAGUUAGUGAAGAAUGGCAAGGAGAUAGAGGCUGUAUAUUUUGCUUCUGAGACUGGAUUGACCGAGAGGUUUCCUCCUGUUUCUCUGCUCAAGUCAUAUCUCAGGAACUCCAAAAAGAAUGCUACGACCAUAUUGAGGAAUGGCAAUAAUAGUUUGGCUGCAACUGAGGAGUCGAGCACAUUGGAGUUGAAUUCCAUCAAAGCAAUCAUCAAAUGUGUAGAAGACCACAAGCUUGAAUCAGAGUUUUCUCUUGAUAGCUUAAGAAAGCGGGCUACUCAUCUGGAGAAAGCCAAGACAGAAAGGAAAAAGAGUUCAGCAGCUUCCAGCAGGUCUCAUAAUAAUAAUAAUAAGCGAGCCUACGGGGGUGGGGUUGGUGGUGGAGGUGGAGGUGGUGGCCGAGGGGUUGGAUCAUCUUCUUUCCGCCCUGCCAAAGCUGCCAAGUUUUCCAAUGCUUACCCCUCCUUUAACAGGAGGAACCCAAAUCCUCCUCCACAACAUAGCCCUGCAACACGAUAUUCCGGUCCAUACAAUUACCCAAGCCAAAGUGUGUACGAUGGUCCAACCGCAGCCUCAUAUGGAUCCACAUAUGGAGUGCCCCAUGCUCAAAGCCCUGCUGCUCUUCCACCACAACACUACUCCCUCUCGGGGGACAACAUGGCUGCUGGCGGGUUCCGAAGCAGCGGUGCAUAUGGUGGCCAGACCAGCUAUGGGCCAUAUGAUUACGCAAAUGCUGCUCCACCAUCCUACCAACCUCCUUCAUAUCCACAAUAGUUAGAAGCAGACAUAGCUUAGAUGGAGCUUUGUUCCCUCUUGUAUUUGCUAGCCUUACUUGACUUUAGAGAGUUGCGUAAUCACAAUUGUUUUCAUUACUUUGAUUAUUAACUUUCCAAAUCAAAGGUUCAAGAAAACAUAAAAAAAAACAAUUUAUCCAUUUCUUUCCAUGGUUUACUUCAAUGAUCAAUCCAAGGUUUUUUUGGUUCA
This is a messenger RNA of Prunus avium (sweet cherry), 2076 nucleotides long. Its product is annotated as FRIGIDA-like protein 4a. NCBI's taxonomy places the organism in Eukaryota, Viridiplantae, Streptophyta, Magnoliopsida, Rosales, Rosaceae. The record is from RefSeq and is a predicted model, not a curated record.